CCCGGCGCCCAGCCCGACGCCCAGCCCGACGCCCAGCCCGACGCUCAGCCCGAAUCCCAGCCCGACGCCCAGCCGUGCGCCCAGCCCGACGCCCAGUUUGACCGCCGGGCAUCGGAGGAGCACGCGGGGGCGUAGCGGCUACGGGCGAUCCCCAUUUGCAUAAUGGUUUUGGUCAGGGGCCCGGUUCGGUAAAGCCCGGCAGGCAUGCUCUGAUAAACGCCCUCGCGGAGACCGUGCGAGCGCAUUGCUUCGGGCAGAGGCUGAGGCACGUCACUCGGGCGAAAAAUGUGCACGCAUGUGUUUCCAAGAGCUGAAUAUCACAGAUGCGUGGGUGGAGGCGAAGGAGGCGCCCACCAAGCGAGCGCCAGCAUGUCGCGCGAGGUCCAGGACGUCGUGGAGUCCCGCCAGCUCGUGGAGCUGCUCGGGUUUCUCGACGCCGACGGGACGGGCGCCCCUGACCUGUGCGAGAACCUCGACGGGGUAGCCUAUCUGGCGCUCGAGUCCAUUCCCACCGGGGCGAUUCAGACGUUCUACCCUGUGCGCUCGCAGAGAGCGACCCUGGAUCCGGUCGCCGCCAGUUUGGCAUGGUAAUUUUGCGCCAUUUUUCUCGCCAUUGAUCGGCCGUGUGAUCGGCUGCACUGCCGCGCGGUGUGUUGCCUGGGAGGCGCGUUGGUCUCGAGGAGCAUGCGGCGCUUCGCCCAGCCCCAGAGCCGCCGCCUGCGACCGCAAACGUGCAAGCGGCAUGCAGCAGCUGGGGCAUGGCCGAUCUGGGAGGGGGG
Molecule: messenger RNA, 779 nt
Organism: Prorocentrum cordatum
Lineage: Eukaryota; Dinophyceae; Prorocentrales; Prorocentraceae
Source: the annotation of a GenBank genome assembly